AGCCUAGGACCGCUCCCCCCGGCCCAUCCUCUCAUCCCCCUCCCCAUCCUCCUCCUCCUCCCCUCCUCCUCCUCCUCCCGGGGAAGAUUAUGAGGGAAACAUGAGGCUGAUGCGGCGCUGGGUUUGGGGGGCUUCCUUGGUCCUGCUCCUCCGGCCAGGUCCGGGGUGUUGGGGGUCCCCUCCGGACGGAGCCCUACGGUGGGGAGCAGUGGGUCCAGCCUCCCAACUGACCCGGCCCAGCCGCCUGGUGCGAAGCCGGGCCGGGCCCGAAGUCCGCAACCCCCGGCUGGACACCCGGGUCCGCAAGGAGCCUCCCCGGGGCCCGACAGAGCACCUGGCUCGGGUGAGUUUCCUCAUUCAGGCCUUCAGUUUGGCCUUCAUCCUGGAUCUGGAGCUGAAUCACCACCUCUUGUCUUCCCAGUACGUGGAACGCCACUUCGGUCACGACGGGAGCAUGCGGCACAGCUCGGGGGCCGGAGAGCACUGCUACUACCAGGGCCGACUGCGUGGAAACCCACGGUCCUUUGCCGCCUUAUCCAGCUGCCAGGGGUUGCAGGGUGUCUUCUCAGAUGGAAACUUUACCUACACACUGGAGCCUCAGGAGACUGCCUCGUCGGAGGGACCCGUUCCCCACCUCAUCUACCGGUCCCCCGCUUCCCGCCCGGCUGUGGGCUGCACAGAGCCAGGGUGCCCGCUUGACGCCCCCGGCCUCCGCCUGGCUGCCCCGUCCCGGGCCCGACUAAGGAGGAAAAGGCAGGUACGACGAGGACAUCACACGGUCCACAGCGAGACCAAGUACGUGGAGCUGAUCGUCGUCAACGAUCACCAGCUGUUUGAGCAACUGCGCCAAUCCGUCAUCCUCACCAGCAACUUUGCCAAGUCCGUGGUGAACCUGGCCGACGUGAUGUACAAGGAGCAGCUGAACACCCGCAUCGUGCUGGUCGCCAUGGAGACCUGGGCGGCGGGGGACAAGGUCCGGGUGCAGGACGAGCCGCUGGACACGCUGGGCCGCCUCAUGCGCUACCGGCGAGAGGCCAUGCCCGAGCCCAGCGACGCCGUCCACCUCUUCUCGGGCAGGACCUUCCAGAGCUCUCGCAGUGGCACGGCCUACGUCGGGGGCAUCUGCUCCCCAGCGAGGGGAGGGGGCGUCAACGAGUACGGCAACGUGGGGGCCAUGGCGGUGACGCUGGCCCAGACCCUGGGCCAGAACCUGGGCAUGAUAUGGAACACGCACCGCACCUCGGCAGGGGACUGCAAAUGCCCGGACACCUGGCUGGGCUGCAUCAUGGAGGACACCGGGUAUUACCUGCCACGCAAGUUCUCCCGCUGCAGCCUGGACGAGUACAGCCGGUUCCUGCAGGAGGGCGGCGGCGGCUGCCUCUUCAACAAGCCCCUGAAAAUGACCCCUGACCCCCCGCCCCAGCUCCUGGACCCUCCGGAGUGCGGGAAUGGCUUCGUGGAGGCCGGAGAGGAGUGUGAUUGCGGCUCGCUGGCGGAGUGCGCACGUGGAGGCGGCCGAUGCUGCAGGAAAUGCACUUUGACGCACGAUGCCAUGUGCAGCGACGGGCUGUGCUGCAGGGGCUGCAGGUACGAGCCUCGAGGGGUGUCGUGUCGCGAGGCGGUGAACGAGUGCGACAUCCCGGAGACCUGCACCGGAGACUCCAGCCAGUGCCCCCCUAACCUGCACAAACUGGAUGGCUACUACUGUGAAAACGACCAGGGUCGUUGCUAUGGAGGUCGCUGCAAAACCCGGGAUCGCCAGUGUCGGGCUCUCUGGGGCCAAGGUACCGCCGACCGGUUCUGCUACGAGCGGCUGAACGUGGAGGGCACCGAGCGGGGCAACUGCGGGCGGAAGGGAUCCAGCUGGGUCCAGUGUAAUAAGCAGGACGUGCUCUGCGGCUUCCUCCUCUGCGUCAACAUCUCGGGGACCCCCAAGCUCGGGGACUUGAGCGGGGACAUCAACAGCUUCACGUUUUACCACCAGAGCAAGGAACUGGACUGCAGAGGGGGGCACGUGCAGCUGGUGGACGGCUCGGACCUGAGCUACGUGGAGGACGGGACGCCCUGCGGCCCCAACAUGCUCUGCCUGGAUCACCGCUGCCUGCCGGCCUCCGCCUUCAACUUCAGCUCCUGCCCCGGAAGCUGGGACCGAAAGAUCUGCUUCGACCACGGGGUCUGCAGCAACGAAGGCAAAUGCAUCUGCCACCCGGACUGGACGGGCAAGGACUGCAGCGUCUACGACCCCCUGCCCGCCCCCCAGCCCACGGGCGAGACGGAGCGCUACAAGGGGCCCAGCGGCACCAACAUCAUCAUCGGCUCCAUCGCCGGGGCGGUGCUGGUGGCGGCCAUCGUGCUGGGCGGCACCGGUUGGGGAUUCAAGAAUAUUCGGCGCGGCAGGUAUGACCCGACCCAACAGGGGACAGUGUGACCCCUCCGCCUCCAUCGUGUCCAUCCCACCUGCCCAUCCCUCGCCGUCUGCGUCCCAUCCAUCCUCCCCGAGUGGGCCGGAGGGAGGGGUCCCGGCCCGGGCCCACCUCCGGCGUCCUCCACCGCGGGGGCACCUCCCCAACUCCUCCAUCCCUGGUCCCCCUCUAGGUCUUUCCCUGACCUCCCGACUGGAGGCCGAAGCUCCCCGCGUCACCCCCAAAGCCCCCCAUACCGUCCCCGAGACCCCCCAGGCCUCCCCCGAGGCCUGUCCAUCCGCGUCGUCUCCAUCCCAUCGCAUUCGAUGUCAUCCCCGUUGUCCACACUCUGGUUCUGGGCCUGCUUCCGCUCCCAGCCCCUGCCCCGGUGGAGGGGGCGUUGGGGGGGGGGGUCCCGUCGCCCCCUUCCCCUCCCGCGGUCCGUCGCCUGAGCCCCUC
Molecule: messenger RNA, 2861 nt
Organism: Tachyglossus aculeatus (Australian echidna)
Lineage: Eukaryota; Metazoa; Chordata; Mammalia; Monotremata; Tachyglossidae
Gene: ADAM11
Product: ADAM metallopeptidase domain 11
Exons: 26
Coding region: 101-2428 (775 amino acids)
Biological process (GO): proteolysis
Molecular function (GO): metalloendopeptidase activity
Source: RefSeq, a predicted model, not a curated record